Arachis ipaensis is the source of this 1334-nucleotide messenger RNA. RefSeq lists its product as uncharacterized. NCBI's taxonomy places the organism in Eukaryota, Viridiplantae, Streptophyta, Magnoliopsida, Fabales, Fabaceae. The record is from RefSeq and is a predicted model, not a curated record.
UAAGAGGAAGGCUAAUAUUUAAGAAAGAGAACAUAUAACUUUUACAAUAUCAACACAUGUAGAUAGUUCUUCUACUUUAAUGAAUCACGAAGAAAGCGAGAUAUAACCUUCAAAAUUUCAAAAAGUUAUAUCUGAUGACUUUAAUUUUAACUUUUUGGAACGAGAUCUUAAAAAAGGGCUUUAAAUUUGGCAGUAUCACCCAAAUCAAAGAGAUGAGAUUAGACGAGCUUAUCUUAAAUGAGGUCCAUAUAAAAAAAUAUUUUGACAAUUAUUUUCUAUUUGGCCCCCCCAAAAUUUUGUUUCAAGUUCCGCCACUGCUAGUCCCAGCCUCUGCCUCUGCCUCAGCCUCGGUUAGAAUCUCUGCCUCAGCUAGAAUCUCAGCUUCAGUCUCAGCAACCACUUCAAUCUCAACCGCAACCUCAGGUCUGGACUUGGGAGGAGAACAAAGCCUUUGAGUCGGUUAUGGCCAAUUGUUUUCAGGAUGCUAUACACAAUCACUGGAAAACCGUGGCUGCUCAACUCCCUGGAAAGACUCCGGCACAGCUGCAAGAGCGAUUCUUGAAAGUGAUGACCGACGUUAAUGCCAUCAAACACGGUUAUCCUCAGAACAUAAGCAUCACGAUACCUGUGCCUGCUACCCCAUUAGAACACUGCCCUCUCUCCAUUUCCAUCGUCAAUGCAACACCACCACCUCCACCGCCUCAUUGGACUCAUCAUCAUCACAGGAUGGAGGCAAUGGCGCCUGCGACAGACAUGGCAUUGCCAAUGGAUAUUACCUUACCUUCAUCAGCCAUGUCAGGGGCAAGAAGAGAACAAAACCGACAUGCCAACACCACCAUAAUCCAACAUGAAACUUUACCUGUGGCUUCUAGUGACAACAUUCAACGGCGACAAACAAUUCAUUGGACUUUACAAGAGCACAAGUACGUAUUAAUUAUAUUAAUUAUAUGUUUGUUGAGUCUGUAAGGCGGGGUGGCAGUAAAAAUAGCAAUGUAAUUCCCAUUUGAUUGGGCAACAAAAGUCGAAUCAAAUGGAUGGCACCUUAUACACAGACAAGUAUAAGCUUCUGCAUAAACCUGAUUCAAAAGCAAUAAUAAGAAAGUUAUAAUAUAAAUCAUGGGUUAAUGGUUAUAAGGGUGCUUGAAAUAUCACGUAUGCAUCAAUUUAGUCCUCAAAAGAUCACAUCUCAAACUGGUCCCUAGAACAUAUAAUAACCUCAAUGCGGAAUAAAAAGUUCACAUCACAUCAUACAAUGUUAAGGGAGAAAGCAAUAACGGACUUGUUCUUCUAGUGCAUGCUAUUAGUUGUAGUUAGAUUAAGAGUGACAACACAAA